AUGUCGAAGGUCCACGAGAAGAUCCUCCCGAUGGAGAGCGGCAGUAAGACGUCCAACCAGACGUCCGACCGCGUCCUCAGGCCGAUGUGCUUCGUCAAGCAGCUGGAGAUCCCUCAGUACGGAUACAAGAACAACGUUCCCACCAGCACGCCGCGCUCCAACCUGGCCAAGGAGCUGGAGAAGUACUCCAAGACCAGCUACGACUACGGCGCCUACGACGGCCAGCAGGGCGGCUACGGGAAGAGAGGCCCCGCCCCCAAGGCCCACCACGGCCGAGACUCCUCCCCCAAAGGAUACGACGCUAAGCGCUACUGUAAGACGUCGAGCCCGGCCAGCAGCACCACCAGCAGCUAC
Messenger RNA from Pseudoliparis swirei, 354 nucleotides. RefSeq names its product myelin transcription factor 1-like protein. NCBI's taxonomy places the organism in Eukaryota, Metazoa, Chordata, Actinopteri, Perciformes, Liparidae. The record is from RefSeq and is a predicted model, not a curated record. The transcript is spliced from 3 exons. The annotation marks the transcript as partial.